AUGAUCCUACACCAAAAAUCUCGCUGCCCGGCCCUUCCGUUCUCGAUUUAUGGCCCCAACAUCGAUCUGGGCGCCCUUUUAGUGAGGGGGAGGCAUUCUACCAUCCUCCCGCACCAAAAAUUUCGCUGCCCGGCCCUUUCGUUCUCGACUUAUGGCCCGAACAUCGAUCUGGGUGCCCUUUUAGUGAGAGGGAGGGUAGAUGAGGGUGUAACUUUUUUUCGUCCAACUCUCUUGACUAACCCUUCUGGUAUCCUACUCUACAGCAUUCUACCAUCCUCCCGCACCAAAAAUCUCGCUGCCCGGCCCUUUCGUUCUCGACUUAUGGCCCGAACAUCGAUCUGGACACCCUUGAGUGACGAGGAGGGAAAGGUGAGGGUCAUUCUACCAUCCUCCCGCACCAAACAUCUCGUUGCCCGGCCCUCCCGUUCUCGACUUAUGGCCCGAACAUCGAUCUGGACACCCUUGAGUGACGAGGAGGGAAAGCAUUCUACCAUCCUCCCGCACCAAAAAUCUCGCUGCCCGACCCUUUCGUUCUCGACUUAUGGCCCGAACAUCGAUCUGGGCGCCCUUUUAGUGAGAGGGAGGGUAGAUGAGGGUGUAACUUUUUUUCGUUCAAACCUCUUGACUAACCCUUCUGGUAUCCUACUCUAUAGCAUUUUGCCAUCCUCCCGCACCAAAAAUCUCGCUGCCCGGACCUCCCGUUCUCGACUUAUGGCCCGAACAUCAGGGUUAGUUGGGCAUAGGGACGAGGAGGAAAGGGGUUCUACAAUCCUCCCGCACCAAAAAUCUCGCCGCCCGCACCUCUCGUUCUCGACUUAUGGCCCGAACAUCGAUCUGAGUCCCUUAGUUUAG
This is a messenger RNA of Suillus fuscotomentosus, 852 nucleotides long. RefSeq lists its product as uncharacterized. The transcript is spliced from 5 exons. The coding region runs from base 1 to 852 and encodes 283 amino acids. The record is from RefSeq and is a predicted model, not a curated record. NCBI's taxonomy places the organism in Eukaryota, Fungi, Basidiomycota, Agaricomycetes, Boletales, Suillaceae.